Molecule: messenger RNA, 2423 nt
Organism: Hippopotamus amphibius kiboko
Lineage: Eukaryota; Metazoa; Chordata; Mammalia; Artiodactyla; Hippopotamidae
Gene: ZNF408
Product: zinc finger protein 408
Exons: 5
Coding region: 198-2375 (725 amino acids)
Cellular component (GO): nucleus
Source: RefSeq, a predicted model, not a curated record
CCUCGGGAAUUCUCAACUCGCAUUGUCCUCGGACGGAGACUGGCCUCACCAGUACUUCCAAACUCCCGGUCCUGUGCACCAGUGAGGCCUGGCUCCUACGAUUCUUUCCUGAGGAAAUUUGGAAGUCAAGGACUGUUUCCGGGGGGAGCUGAGAAGGCAACGCUCACUUCCGCCGGAGGGAGGUUUUCUGACCCGGGAUGGAGGAGGCGCAGGAGCUGCUCUUGGAGAGGGAGAGCCUGCGGUUGGCUCCCGACCCACGCCUGGGCCCGGACUCGGGAUGGAGCCCUUCCAGAGACGGCUGUGCACAGGGACUCCGAGACUUCUCGCCCCGACCGACCCGAGGCAUCCUCGCUCUGGAGAGCCUCCCGCGGGGCUUGGCCCUUGGCCCCUCACUCACCGAGGAACAGCGCUUGGGGGUCUGGUGUGUCGGGGAACCCUUGCAGCCGGGACUGCGCUGGGGGCCACUGGAAGAGGAGCUUGUCUCCGAGCAGAAGGGUGAUGGAGUGAAAACAAAGCAGAAGGAGGAUGUGUCGCUAGGCCCGUGGGAAGACGUGUGUGCUUGUGAGCAGAGCUCAGGCUGGACUAGUUUUGUGCAGCGGGGCAGGCUGGAGGGUGAGGGAAACGUGGCCCCAGUGCGAAUCAGCGAGAGGCUCCACCUGGAGGUGUACCGGGUCGUGCUGCCAGGUUUUGAGCUGCUGAUGUGGCCCCAGCCUCCCUCCGAGGGCCUGAGCCCCACCCAGCCCAGCCUAGAGGAGGAGGCAUCUUUGACUGUGGUGACAGAAGUGGAGUCUGCUGUACGACAGGAAGUGGCCUCCCCCGGAGAGGAUGCAGCAGAACCUUGCCCAGAUCCUGGUCACCAGUCAUCUCCCAACAUCCAGGUAGAGAGUAUGGUGAACCCUAGACUUAAACCCCAAACCCAGGACCAAGUUUCCAAGGAAAGCCAACCACUCAGCCCAUUGCCUCAGGAUGGCAGUGUGGACGAGGAGGACCUAGCCCAGACCGAGAUGUCCCCUGAACCUCAGAGCAGCUCUGCCCCCCAGCAGGGCCUUAAGAGCAGUGAGGCCAGUUCCUCAUCUCCUGCCAGGGGCCCACAGCUGCGUGCUUACCUGCUCAAGAAGUUGUGUAGCCCCAGUGAUCAACGCCUACCCAGAGCCAAGACCUCAGAGCCCCGGGCCCGGCAGACUAGAGAGCAGCAGCAGCCUGGCUUCCCCGCAUGCUCACGGAGCCCCCCUGGCCCGGCGGGAGGCUCCCCACAACAGGGGCGACGGUACCGCUGUGGGGAGUGUGGCAAGGCCUUCCUGCAGCUGUGCCAUCUGAAGAAGCACGCGUUCGUACACACGGGCCACAAGCCCUUUCUUUGCACCGAGUGUGGCAAGAGCUACAGCUCAGAGGAGAGCUUCAGAGCCCACGUGCUGGGCCACCGCGGGGUGCGGCCCUUCCCCUGCCCGCAGUGCGACAAGGCCUACGGCACUCGGCGAGACCUCAGGGAGCACCAGGUGGUACAUUCGGGUGCCCGGCCCUUCACGUGCGACCAGUGCGGCAAGGCCUUCGCCCGCCGGCCCUCCCUGCGGCUGCAUCGCAAGACGCACCAGGUGCCGGCGGCCCCCACCCCGUGCCCUUGCCCGGUGUGCGGGCGGCCCCUGGCCAACCAGGGCUCCCUGCGGAACCACAUGCGGCUGCACACAGGCGAGAAGCCCUUCCCGUGCCCCCACUGCGGCCGGGCGUUCCGCCAGCGGGGCAGCCUGCGCGGGCACCUGCGGCUGCACACCGGGGAGCGCCCGCACCGCUGCCCGCACUGCGCAGCCGCCUUCCCCCAGCCGUCCGAGCUGCGUCGCCACCUCAUCUCCCACACGGGGGAGGCCCACCUGUGCCCUGUGUGCGGGAAGGCCCUGCGGGACCCGCACACGCUGCGUGCUCACGAGCGCCUGCACUCGGGGGAGAGGCCCUUCUCGUGCCCACAGUGCGGCCGUGCGUACACGCUGGCCACCAAGCUGAGGCGCCACCUCAAAUCCCACCUGGCCGACAGGCCCCACCGCUGCCCCACCUGUGGCAUGGGCUACACGCUCCUCCAGAGCCUCAGGCGGCACCAGCUCAGCCACCAGCCCGGGGCACGCUCCAGCCCACCCCGUGUGCCGCCUGCCGCUUCUGAGCCCACUGUCGUGCUCCUGCAGACCGAGCCAGAGCUGCCGGAUGCAGGCAGCGAACAGGGCCGCUCCCCGGCCCGGGAUUUCUUCGAAGUCACCAUCUCUGAGAGCCAGGACAAGUGCUUUGUGGUGCCCGAGGAGCCAGGUCCUGCCCCCAGCCUGGUGCUCAUCCAUAAGGACGUGGGCUUCAGCACCUGGGCAGAAGUGGUGGCGCUGGAGACGGGCAUCUGACACCUUCGCCUCCCCAGCAGAGCUCUGUGUAACGACUGGCGCUGCUGA